UUUCAAUGUUAAAGCUGAUGUGUGAGAUGAGGGGAGCAAUGUAUCCUUCUUUUAUUGUAUUGAUUGAUUGAUUUUGGUUAUACACCAAAUUGACCCAUAAUUGAUUACAAAAGAAGAAAAAUAAAAAAAAAAGAAGAAGUUUGGAUUGGAAUCCCUAAAAAAAUCGAUUGAAGCUUUAGGGAUCUCUGUCGGAGAUGGCGGAUGUUCUAAGGCAGCUGUUGGACAGUGGAAAGUUAUCAGACGAGGAGUGCCACUUGAUUCUGCGUGGAUUGGGUAAACAAAUCGACGAAUUGAAUUUAUCCAAAAAGAAACAGGACGAAGAAGAAGAAGCCUUUGAAUUGAAUUUAUCCAAAAACGAACAAGACGAAGAAGUGGUAGAAGAAGAAGACGAAGAAGAAGAAGAAGAAGACUUUGAAGUGCAUUUCAUCAAACACGAAGAAGGCUUUGACGUGUAUUUCUCCAAAAAGAAAGAAGAAGAAGAAGAAGAAAAAGUCGACGGAUGGACAUCUGAGGAAGAGGAAGCACCGGACGAAGAAUACUGUCGCCAAGUUGACGAAUCUCUGGGUUUCGAUAUUGAUGGCAAUGUUCGUAUCCCAGCAUCUGGACUCUCACCAGUCUUUCUUGGUGAUGAUCGUAAACCACGUAGCGAAGUCUCUCUUUAUGGCCGUUUGGGUGUUCACUGCUUCAACUUUGAACAGGGGAGGAAGUUGCAGUAUGUGCGCAUUCCCAAAUAUAAUAUCCAACUUCCUUACGCUAUGUCUUACCAUAUAACCGUCGAGGUGAAGGAUCUUGCUGAUGAUGAUGAUUCACCUCACACUUUUCAGACCUUGGCCACCAGAUUUUUCUCUAAGUACGGAGAAGACUUGAGAGUCUCUACCGUAUUUUGCAGAAUCAAACCCGACACACCUGUAGCGGAAGAACAUAUCUCUUUGCUGGAUAACCAUGCAGUUGAUAAGUUUUACAAAGGUUGUAUGCCCAACUUUGUCUCUGAAGCAGGAGCUGAUGAUGAUGAUGAUAAGCUGAGGUUCUAUGAGGUUCAGGAGCAGGACAUAUGUGAUAAUGAUUGGCUAUGUCUAUAUACUGAAUUUGCGCUUUUCUGUUUCUGGAGAUAUAAUGAGGACGGAUUUGAGUCUUGUUUGCCUGUGGAGAUCAAGAAGAUUGUUGUGGAAACUUGUGAAACUCAUACAGAGCCACGUCUUAAGCUCAAGUCGAGUAAUGCCAUCUUUCACAUUAACUUCAGCGCCAAGAGUCGCCACUACAAAUCGGUUGUAAGGAGAACCAUGGAUGGGAUUUCCGGACAUAUGGUUCUGGAAGUUAAUAGCUGGGUGAACGAUCAGCCAAGCUCUGCCUGAACCGCUUAAUUUACUAUUACCAAAAAAAAAAGAGUCCUGAAGCUAUUUACUAGUUUUCAUUGAUUACAAACGGCUUUAGUUUAGUUUUUAUCCGUUAACUUAGUUAUGCCUUAAGUCAUGGAUGUACUUUUGUUUUUCACCUCAGCUAAUCUUAUGAAGGUGUGUGUCUGUACACUCGUUGACAUUAUAUUAUGUAUUUAAUUGUAAUAAGUUUAUUGUUUUAGGA
Camelina sativa (false flax) is the source of this 1578-nucleotide messenger RNA. The record is from RefSeq and is a predicted model, not a curated record. Lineage: Eukaryota; Viridiplantae; Streptophyta; Magnoliopsida; Brassicales; Brassicaceae.